Pseudophryne corroboree (corroboree frog) is the source of this 4599-nucleotide messenger RNA. RefSeq names its product alpha-2-macroglobulin (gene A2M). Gene Ontology annotation, molecular function: endopeptidase inhibitor activity. The record is from RefSeq and is a predicted model, not a curated record. The transcript is spliced from 36 exons. Lineage: Eukaryota; Metazoa; Chordata; Amphibia; Anura; Myobatrachidae. The coding region runs from base 36 to 4445 and encodes 1469 amino acids. Gene Ontology annotation, cellular component: extracellular region.
AUUCUUCAUUCUGAAUGUGAUAACUGUCCAGCAGGAUGUGGAGGUCAGCGCUGGGACUGUGCCUUCUCCUGACGGUGAUCCAUGGGGGAAAUCUGACAGACCCUGACCCGACGUAUAUGCUGUUGGUUCCCACCCUACUGAAGGCUGGACAUGAACAGAAAUUCUGCCUGCAUCUGUCCCAUCUUAAUGAGUCUGUGACUGCAACAGUGACUCUGGAAACGGAGCAACAGAACAUCACGUUACUAGAGAAACACAUCACACAAACUGACCAUGACAACUGCGUCACAUUUGCGACCCCAGAAACCGACAGUGCGAAAGUGGGCUACAUCACACUGGAUGCUGCGGGUGACUCUCUGAAUUUCAAGACUAAGAGAAGUGUCCUUAUUAGACCUAUUCAAAACCUGGUGUUUUUCCAGACUGACAAACCCAUCUACAAACCUGGACAGAAAGUACAAUUCCGUAUUGUAUCACUGGAUGAAACUUUUCAUGCAGCACCUGAGAAGUUUCCUGUGAUUUAUAUUGAGGAUCCUCAGAGAAACCGUAUCAGCCAGUGGUUGAAUGUGGAAACAACUAGAGGAAUGUCACAGGAAUCCUUCCUUCUCACCUCUGAACCCCGGCUGGGGACAUACAAACUGGUCGCACAGAGGCUAAAGGGCGCGCAGGUUGAGCAAACAUUUAGUGUGGAGGAAUAUGUAUUACCCAAAUAUAAGGUACAGGUGAAAAUGCCGCCAGUUAUCACUGUUCUUGACAAAGGAGUUAAAGUGACAGUAUGUGGCAAAUACACCUAUGGGAAACCAGUUGCAGGAAGAAUUGAUGUCCGUGUCUGCAGAAUGUACAAAUACAGUUAUUCUACCUGUGCUGGUGAAGAAAAUAGUGUGUGUGAAGAACUGUCACAUCAGGCCGAUAACAAUGGGUGUUUCUCAGACGAGGUGAAGACAAAAGUUUUCCAGUUGAGACGCAAUGAAUUUCAGAUGAGAAUCACUGCAACAGCCAAAAUAACAGAGGAUGGAACAGGCGUGGAGUUGACAGGUGAAACCUCCUCCGAGAUUAAGAACACUCUAGCAAAGGUAUCAUUCCAACAGCUAGACUCCCGCUUUCGGAGGGGUAUUCCUUUAUAUGGACAGAUUUUCCUUGAAGAUGCAGCUGGAAAGCCAAUUAACAACGAGACAGUGGUCAUUUAUGUAGGUCAUGAUGGAACAAAUUACACCUACUCCACUGGGUCUGAUGGAACUGCGGAUUUCUCCAUUAACACCACAUCUUUCCAUCAGUCAUACAUAAGACUCAGGGUCAGUUACAAGUCUACUGAAAGCUGCUAUAGUUCAAAUUCAUUGAUUCCCACUUAUGGUGAGGCUUCACGGAAUGUCCAACAUUUCUACUCCAGAAGUAAGAGUUAUAUAAAGAUCCAGCCUAUAUACAGGACACUGAAUUGUCAGGAUGAUGAGAGAAUCACGGUACAUUAUACUCUGACUCCUGAAGGGUUCGGAGAGGCCACUCAUGUAAUAUUUCAUAACCUGGUAAUGGCAAAGGGUGGUAUUGUGAAUUCUGGAAAGCACGAAGUGAAAUUAAUCCCAAAUCAAGAAUCAUAUGGACAGUUUACAUUUCCUCUUCCUGUCAGCAUUAACACGGCACCACUGACCAAAGUGCUGGUGUACCUUGUGCUGGACAGCGGUGAGGUCAUUGCAGAUAGCGUCAGCUUCAAAGUGGACAAGUGCUUUUCUAACAAGGUGAAGCACUCUUUCUCUGUCGCCGAGGCUCUUCCGGGAUCACAUGCCGACCUCAUUCUCUCCACUCUGCCAAACUCCCUGUGUGCAGUGCGGGCAGUAGAUUCCAGUGUUUUACUGCUGAAACCUGAGGCUGAAUUGUCCGCAAAAUCGGUGUAUGACCUGCUGCCGGUUGUAGACAUGUCUGGUUACAACCAUGAAGGCCAUUACCUAGAGGAGCAACGUGAAGACCCAUGCAUCAAGCUGGAGCCUAUAUUUAUGAAUGGAGUAUAUUACAAUCCCUCUACCCCUGACGGCGACAUUGAUGCCUAUGAGACCUUUAAGCAACUGGGUCUGAAAGUUGCCACAAACACUAAGAUCAGAAUCCCAGUUCUCUGCCAUGUAGUUAGAAAUGAUUACCGUGAAUAUGAGUCUUCUGGAGAACGUAUGAGUCAUCCAAUUGCUAUGGCCAGUUCUGCAUCACGCAUGCAUAUGCCCAUGGCGAUAGUGGCUCUCUCCGAGGAAAUGAUUGAAACUGUGAGAAACUUUUUCCCAGAAACCUGGCUGUGGGAAUCAGUUGAGACCGACUCCCUUGGACAUGCUAACCUAAAUCUGACUGUACCAGAUAGUAUAACAACAUGGAAUGUUGGGAUGUUCUGUACGUCAGAAGAAGCCGGGUUUGGUCUUUCAGAACCAGUGUCACUCAUAACUUUCCAGCCUUUCUUCCUUGAUACAACUUUACCUUAUUCAGCCGUCCGGGGUGAGACGUUCACUCUGAAAGCUAGUGUGUUUAAUUACCUUCCGCAAGCCAUCCGGGUGAGUGUUUCUUUGGAAAACUCUGACAAGUUCACAGCUAAGAGCACAAACGCAGAGGAAGAAGGUUACUGUGUGGAUGUGAAUGGCAGAGUGACUGCAUCCUGGGAAGUGACGCUAAAGUCUCUAGGAGAAAUAAACUUUACAGUCAGUGCUCAGACUCUGCCGGGAGCUGGUCUGUGUGGUAAUGAGAUUUUGAAUCCCGCACAAGGCAGAAAGGACACAAUCACCAAACAUAUCCUGGUUGAGCCAGAGGGUGUAGGAAAAGAAGAGACGCAGAGCGCCAUGAUCUGCGGCAAAGGCUCCGAGAUAACGGAAGUGAUCUCUCUGAGACUCCCAGGCAGUGUGGUGGAAGGUUCUUCCCGUGCUUACUUCUCAGUGAUUGGUGAUGUCAUGGGCACAGCAAUGCAGAAUCUGGGGAGCCUCCUUCAGUUGCCAUACGGAUGUGGGGAGCAGAAUAUGGUCCUUUUCACCCCCAAUAUCUACAUUUUGGAGUAUCUCAACAAAACUGAUCUAUUGACCCCAGAGAUCAAAUCAAAGGCACUGAGCUACCUGACCACUGGAUAUCAGAAACAACUGGCGUACAAACACCAUGAUGGAUCUUAUAGUGCAUUUGGACCACGGUUUGGAGAAGGAAAUACCUGGCUGACAGCCUUUGUUGUGAAGUCCUUUGCCCGAGCUAAAUCUCACAUCUAUAUUGAUCCAAAAGCAUUAUCAGACUCUCUUCAGUGGCUUUCAAAUCGUCAGAAACAAAAUGGCUGCUUCCAAAAUGUUGGCAGACUAUUUAAUAACGCUAUCAAGGGAGGAGUGGAUGAUGAAAUCACAUUGGCUGCAUACAUUACCAUUGCUUUACUGGAGUAUCCACUUCCUGUCACGGACAUAGUAGUGCGAAAUGCGUUGUUUUGUUUGGAGAAUGCAUUGGAUGGUAAAAACAGCGUCUACACACAAGCUUUAAUGGCUCACGCUUUUACUCUUGCCGGAAAAAUGGAACUUCGUUCUCGGCUCCUUCAAUCCCUGGAUGAACAGGCCAUCAAGAAAGAUGGUACAGUCCACUGGCAUCGUCCAGAGUACGCAGAUGAAUCCGGCACAGUAAGAGCCCCUCAUAGAAGGGCCCAAUCUAUAGAAGUGGAGAUGAACGCCUACGUGCUGCUGGCCAUAUUGGCCAAACCCAAGAUCGCUGAUGAAGAUAUAACAGCUGCCACUAAAAUUGUCACUUGGCUCAUAAAGCAGCAGAAUCCUAAUGGUGGCUUCUCAUCCACUCAGGAUACAGUAGUUGCUCUCCAAGCUCUGUCUCUCUAUGGCUAUUAUGCUCUCAGCCAUGAUGGUCCUCGUGACAUCUCCGUCACCCUGGACAGCGCUCAAGUUGCAAAGCUCCACGUAGAGGAUUCCAACCGCCUGCUCCUGCAGCGUGCCACCUUGCCCAGCGUCCCGGGAGAUUACACUGUCACAGUCAGCGGGUCUGGAUGUGUAUAUAUGCAGACUAGCGUGAGAUAUAACAUACCACAUCCAGAGGGUGACGCCCCAUUCACCAUUGCAGUAACUACAGAGCCAGAGAUCUGUAACAUCAAAUCUCUAAAAUCAUUUGGCAUCGCAGUCAAUGUAAGCUACAUUGGGAAGAGGGAGAACUCUAACAUGGCUUUAGUUGAGAUAAAGCUGCCUUCUGGAUACAUCCCAGUAAAACCUUCUGUCAGACAGCUAACAAACCAACCUUUGAUUGAGAAAACAGAAACUAGUCCAAAUAAAGUCACCGUAUACUUUGAGAAUCUCACUAAGGACAUACAGAGCUUUAAGUUCUUGGUUGAACAAGAAAUUGCCGUCGGUAACCUUCAGCCGGCCACUGCUACUAUUUUUGACUAUUAUGAGACAGAGGAUUUUGCCAUAACGAAGUACAAUUCCCCCUGCAGUUCAAAAGAUGAGGUUGGAAAGGCAUAACAGAACAACAAUGGAUGAAAUCAAUGAAACACAAGCAGCCCUGUGAUCCUAGAUAAAGAGGAAAUGUCUAAGGAUUGGUCCAGACUUGGGACUAACUUUCUUCCACCAAGUCACUAAAUUUUUAAAGCAAAUAAAAUAUAUCUUGUGUCUCCUA